Glarea lozoyensis ATCC 20868 is the source of this 7878-nucleotide messenger RNA. RefSeq names its product ARM repeat-containing protein. NCBI's taxonomy places the organism in Eukaryota, Fungi, Ascomycota, Leotiomycetes, Helotiales, Helotiaceae. The transcript is spliced from 2 exons. Gene Ontology annotation, cellular component: nucleolus; 90S preribosome; small-subunit processome. The record is from RefSeq and is a predicted model, not a curated record. The coding region runs from base 1 to 7878 and encodes 2625 amino acids.
AUGCCGGCAACCAGCUCAGGUCGGAUCGUGAAGGUGCGCAAAUCGAAAGGGGGAACGCUUCACCAGAAGAAUCACCGAUGGGAAUCAUUUACUACGAAAAUAUCUAAACUUAAUUCUCUUGAUCCCAUACGCAGAGUGCGCCGACAAGACCUCGAUAGCGAAGACCUUAAAACCACGACUUCAUACUUCAAAUCAGGAUUAGAAAAAUGGGGGGAACUCAAUAUGUCCGAGGCUUUUGUCGAAUUCACGAACGAAGUGCUACCAAUGUGCGAUUCUUUACCACAAAUUCUACACUUCGAGGACCAGAUUAUGGACAUCAUCGUAACAUACAUGGAGAAGCGGGAAAGAGAAUCUCUGGAGCCACUGUUAGAAUUGGUUACCGACUUUGCGCAUGAUUUAGGGUCUAGGUUCGAAAAAUACUAUGCGAAGACAUUAGAAUUGGUUGCAUCUAUCGCUGGCACCCCCCAAGAUGUGGCGGUUAUUGAGUGGAGUUUCACAUGCCUUGCCUUUAUGUUCAAAUAUCUUUCGAAGCUAUUGGUUCCAGACCUACGUCCAACCUACGAUUUAAUGGCACCUUUGCUUGGAAAACGGCGCCAACAGCAUCACAUUGCACGUUUUGCCGCAGAAGCGCUGAGCUACCUCGUCAAGAAAGCUGGAGCUCCCGCGCACAGGGACAAAGCCCUUCCCUUGAUAGUCAAGCAUGCGAAAGACGACUUGCGCAGUAUGGCUGGUACGAAGGAGUUCGGUCUUUAUUACCAUGGAGUUAUGACACUUUUUGCAGAAGCUAUGAAGGGGAAUGGACUUACUAUACAUACCUCGGGCCCAGCAAUACUAAACUCCUUGUUUUCAUCAUUAGACGAAAAUGACUGGAAUUCCGAUGCUACCUCGCCAUGGUUAGAUGUUGUGUCUGGAGUUCUCAUCAGUAUGGUUCAUCAUACUAGCUCAAACACUUUUAAAGAUAUCUUGGACACAGUCGUGGUGUAUGCAACAACGGCACUUGAGGAGUUCGCAGUGUCUCCCGACAAGAGCAAUCUGUGCCGGGUUUUGUACUCUAGUAGAUGCUUAGGUAUUGCCUGCGGUGUUAGAAAAGGGACCCGAGUGGCAGGCUGGCCCAAAAUUUUAAAAACCAUGGCGGAUAUUCUACGAGCUGUCUCUAAAAACUACAAGCUUGUUGGUGCGAUCCAGUCAAAGGAAAUCGUCUGGAAAUACCUUGUACUAAGCGUUUCGAUUUUAUUACAAUACGCGCCAAUGGAUGCCAUCAUCCCGUUCAUUUCGCCCUUUCUCGACUCGUUGACAAAGGAUCCGUUGGCUGAAUGGUUCUUGACCUUCUCCUCUUAUUUUUCGGAAGUCGACUCUGAACGAUUCCGUUCAAUAGUACUGCCAUAUUUCCAGAGAUUUGUGAUUGCUCACUGGUCAGACGCCGAGAACGGGGAUACACUCUCCGUAUUGCUGCCCAAAAUGGUGUCUUCAGGAGUUCUUCCAAGCCGGUAUGGUAAAGAGGGAUUUGUAUUGCCUCAGUCCUGGCAAGAUCAAAUUGUCAGCAAGUUUGAAAAAUUGGAAGUUUCGCCCUUUCCUGAACAGGCUUCGUCAGCUUCAAAAGACAGAAGCCCCACGACCUGGCAUGAUCGAUGCUUGCCGAAGUACAAUGCACUCUUAGACAUUUUAAACUGUACAGUUGUACACCCGUCAACCAAUGCUAGGAUCUCUGAAAUUCUCCUCCGAAAGCUCAAGUUAUCUCUAAGACCAUCCUCCUCGCUUGCCCCGGAAGAGGCAAAUUUCAUAGUUGGAAGGGGCUUCAGUGCGUUCUCUAGAAUGAGCAAGGGAGCUGGCGAGGUCGAUCGAGCACUGGAACCACUACUUCGAGCAGCGGCUCCUAGAUAUGCGCGUUUGCCCGAUUUCUUAGAAGCCAUGUACGACUACGAAACUAGCCUCAAGCGCUCGCCAAAAUCGACCUCUGGAUCAUUGCAUACUUCUCCGCAAUCCGACGCAGAUGCAGAUUUAUUCGUCACCUCUCUUGUUGCUAAUCUCUCAACUGAUUCACAUCAACUGAGGCUGUUGUCUCUCCGUCUAUUGGACCAUAUUUAUACUCUAGAACACGAGUCGAAUUCUGAAGCUCUUUCCGUCAUGAUAAUGGUAGAACAAACGCCAUUAGAUUUACAAACAUCACGUUCUGCAUCUAUGCACAUACGUAAGCUAUCAAUACUAUAUCCCUCACAGGCGGCGGGAUCUUGGAUGAAAGAUGCCAUUCCAUCGUUCUGCUUUGGUAUGCUUACUGUGAAAUUUGCUCAAAUAUGGGAGGAUGCCUGCCUGUCUCUGAAGCAGAUCUCGGAAUCAAAAGAUGGUGAAGCUGCGGUCGCCAAGCUGGCCUUUAAAUGGCUAGAAUCACCUUCAAUGACUUGGGACGGAUCAGCUAGAGAUGUGGAGCAACCUCGCAACAAUGGUUUGACAGAUUUUGAAUGUUCGAACCUGACUAAUUUGGAUAAGAUAGCCAUGGCAUCUUUAUCUGCCGUGGACCACGCGCGAGAUACGAUGUUACGGCAAUUCGAAACUGCGCAGCAGCUAGUAGCAGCAGAGCCUACGACAGCCAGGUCACAAGCUCUGAGAGUGCUCUCCGUUGUCCCUAGUGUGGCGGAAAGAAGAUCAAGAGAGUUGAUACCUAUGUUUCUAUCUUGGUCUGGGGUGUCAGCUGAGAAGUCUGACUUAGAGAACGACAGUCCCGAGCCCGUUGCCAGUGGAUGGUCCAGAAAAGAUCAAAAGUCACAACUUGAUUUGCUUGCCUUGUUUGUUAAUCCAAAGUCAUUGUACAGGUCAGAAGAUGUCAGAGAAUCUCUACUUCAACUCCUCGCCAAUGGAGAUAUCGAUAUUCAGAAGUCGGCUCUGAAAGCACUUUUUACAUGGAAAAAUCAAAGCAUUAAGCCUUACGAAGAGAAUCUUUUAAACCUCUUGGAUGAAGCACGCUUCAAGGAUGAGCUCGCAAUUCUUUUUCAAGGCCAAACGCUAAUUCAGCCCGAGCAUCGCGACGAUCUGAUGCCAAUAUUGCUGAGAAUUCUCUAUGGUCGUUCUAUCUCCCGGAAAGGUGCUGGCAGUGGGAAGCAAGGGUUAGAAGCCAGAAGAUUAACGGUGCUGCGAAACUUGAGUGUCGCUGAUGUGGAGUUGUUCCUUGACAUCGCUCUUGACCAGCUUAAGGACCUUAGCAUUCUUGAAAAUGGCAUUGUCCAAUCGUCUGUGUUUGAUACGGAGCUGUUGAACGUCCGACGACAGGUCGGUAUUGUCAACAUGCUCGAGGGAGUAUUGAAAGAACUCGGCACCAAAAUAUCACCGUUCGCAAGCAAGCUUGUCAACACAACCCUCUAUUGCACAAUAUAUGCGAGCCGCCGUCUGUUCGACAGAGCCGACGAUGAUGUCGACGAUGACGGUCAGCUUAGUCAAACAUCAUUGCUCAAAGUCGUGCGUCAGACGGGCUUGAAGUGCUUGCUCCAGAUUUUUACGGCCGCUCCUGAAUUUGACUGGACACACUAUUUGGACUGCAUUAUCGAGGACAUUGUCCUUCCCAGACUCGAUAAGCUGCCGAUAGAGACCGCUCAGAGCGUUGCAGCGCUUCUGCGGUUACUAGGUACAUGGUCUUCUUCCGCGAGAACUAUCAUGUUUCUUGGCCGUGAACCUACGAUAGUUCCCAAGAUUGCAGACUGCUUGGCUCCCCAGAAAUCUAAGGACGAAGUGAAAUUGUUCGUCUUGGCUAUCUUCAGAAAUAUUGUCAGGUUGGCUAGGGAGAACGAAAAUGAAGAACUAGGUGGCAGAAUUAAAUCGGAACUUCUAGCCCCCAACAUAGAUCAUAUUCUGACACAGGUCGGAGGAAUUUUGCGGGAGCAACAAGAUCUGAGCAAGGACCUGCUCGAGAGCUGUGUCGAAACCGUUUCUGAGCUUGCACCGUUUGUGGCCACUUCAUCUCAAGCCCAUAACCUGGUUGGCGUGUCAGUCUUCCUUCUCGACCAGCCCUCUCGCCGAGUCAGCCCCGCAACCAAAGGUCGUCUCUUGCUAGUUCUCGAGCACUUUGUUCCUCUCUACGACCUGCAAAAUGAUGAUGAGCUAAAGGACAAAGUUUACAACACAGUCACUUCACUUUUCGGUUUCUUCAAGGACAAGGCUAGUAGAGAAGUUUUGUCUCGAGUAUUAAUGGUUUAUGCCGAAAACGACCCGGUUCUGGGCGAGAUUGCGACCAUAUGUAUUGAUCUCAAUUCUUUCCUGGUAGGACGACUAGAUGAGCCCGACUACGACCGACGACUAAAGGCCUUCAAUGUCAUCAACAGUGAGAAGGGUGCAUUUCUUACUGCGCACCAGUGGAUACCACUGCUCUACAACAUGCUGUAUUAUAUACGCCACGAUGAAGAGUUUGGGAUUCUGUCGUCAAAUUCCUCUGAUGGAAUUUGUCAAUUCAUUAACGCAGCUGGCAAGGCUGCAGAAUUAGAAGUGAGCUCCUUCAAGAGAUUAUUAUCAACCGUCUUAAUUCCUGCCAUCUACCUUGGCGCGCGUGAACCAUCAGAGGUUAUUCGACGAGAAUACCUGAAAGUGAUGGCACAUCUCGUUCGAACGUUUCCUACGUGGAGCGAGGUAAACGACAUGCAUGGCCUUCUUGCAGGCGAGGAUGAACUAGAAUCUUCCUUCUUCAAUAACAUCCUUACUGCGGGAAAAGGACGCCAGUCGAGUGCAUUGGGUCAGCUAUCCACUGCUGCGGAGAAAGGCGAAAUUGGGGGAAAGAACAUGAGUCAUUUCUUUAUCCCUCUAAUUGAGCAUUUCAUCUUUGACCGUGCAGAGGGGAACGAUGCCCACAAUCUUGCCGCAGAAGCUACCGCGACGGUUGGUGUCAUCUCCAGAUCCCUUGAAUGGCCUCAAUACAGGGCAAUGCUUAGAAGGUUCAUUGGUUAUGUCCGAGCCAAACCUGACCUCGAGAAGCAAGUCAUCAGAUUGCUCGGGAAAGUCAUCGACGCCUUGGCGACUGCAGCAGAAGAAUCGGACCUCGAAGGACAGAUUCCUGGAAAUAGAAGUACGCUCUCUAGAACAAUGCCCAAACAAGUCAAGCUCGCCGACGACCUCUCCACAAAUAUCUUGCCCUCUCUUACGUCUUACCUGCACGACAAAGACGAGUCUACCGUCAGUCUUCGUGUACCUGUUGCCAUGAUUAUAGUGCGACUCUUGAAGCUCCUGCCUUCAGAGCAGUUGAAUGAGCGUCUACCUGCUGUUCUUACGGAUAUAUGUCACAUCCUAAGAAGUAAAGCGCAAGAGUCACGGGAUUUGACAAGAGAUACAUUGACCAAGAUUUGCGUUCUUCUGGGACCAUCAUGUUUCGGGUUUGUCCUAAAAGAACUCCGAGGCGCCUUGGCGAGAGGAUAUCAAUUGCAUGUUCUGUCGUAUACAAUGCAUUCAAUACUCGUGGCCACGACACCAGCGUACGCUCCAGGAGAUUUGGAUUACUGCCUCCCUUCUAUAGUUGCUAUUAUCAUGGAUGACAUAUUUGGCGCCACAGGCCAAGAAAAAGACGCCGAGGAAUAUGUGAGCAAAAUGAAAGAAGUUAAGAGCAGCAAAAGUCAUGAUUCAAUGGAGUUGGUCGCGAAAACCGCGACUCUGAGUCGUUUAACAGAUUUGGUGAAGCCAAUCCAGUCGUUGCUCAAGGAGAAGCUCAGUCUGAAAAUGGUUCGCAAGAUCGACGAGCUUUUGAAUAGGAUAAGUAGCGGUUUGCUGAGAAAUUCGGCAGCUCAAAGCCGGGACAGUCUGGUGUUUUGCUAUGAGGUUAUCAAGGAUGUCUACGCUGUAGCCAAUACGCAAGAAAAAACAAAACCCAAUUACAGACUAAGACGAUAUCUCAUUCAGAAAGGAGCAAAACGAAGUGGAGAAAGAGGAACAAAUACUAUUUACACUUUCAAGUUGGUCCGCUUCGCCUUUGACGUACUUCGGUCAGUGUUGAAAAAGUACGACGACCUCCGCACAUCAAGCAACUUAGCCGGAUUCAUUCCUAUUUUGGGCGAUGCCGUGGUUCAAGCGGAAGAAGAAGUCAAAGUUGCCGCUUUCCGCCUACUUACGACAGUCGUUCGCGUUCCGCUCAAGGUGGAAGCUGAUGGGACCAAUCUUUACCGUAUUGCUGCAGGAGAGGCUACCAAAUGUAUUUCGGCAUCUUCAAGCACCACUUCAGACCUGGCUCAAGCUUCCAUUAAGAUGGUUUCAGUAAUUCUUCGAGACCGUCAAGAUGUACCUAUCAAGGAUACGGCCAUUGACGAUCUCCUUGUCAGACUCAAGAACGACAUGACCGAGCCCGAGCGUCGCCACGUUACGUUCAACUUCCUCAGAGCGGUCAUGGAUUCCAAAGUACAAACGGCAGUCGUUUAUGAUACUCUUGAUUAUGUAGGAACAGUGAUGGUCACAAACGAUGAUAAGGACACUCGGGAUCUUGCUAGAGGAGCAUACUUCCAAUUUUUGCGCGACUAUCCACAGAAGAAAAGCCGAUGGACGAAGCAGCUAGGGUUUGUUGUAGCGAACCUGAAGUAUGAGAGAGAGGGUGGGCGAUUAUCUAUUCUGGAGGUCAUUCACCUCCUACUUUCCAAAUCUUCCGAAGACUUUGUGCAGGAGGUAUCCGGAACCUGUUUUGUGCCGCUAGUAUUUGUUCUUGCGAAUGAUGAUAGUGAGAAGUGCCGUAUGGCAGCGGGUGAAGUCAUCAAGGAAAUCUUCAAGAGAGCCGACAAAGAAAGAACCACCACAUUUUUAGCCCUCCUUCGAUCUUGGAUUCAGCAAAGCGAGAAUGCAUCAGUAGUAAGGCUGGCUUUCCAAGCAUAUGGUUUCUAUAUCGAGUCGCAGACUAGUGAGGGGAACGACAUUGGUAUGCUAACGUCUGCCAUAACGGGAACUCUUAAACUGGCUGAAGACUCGAGUUCCGAUUGGGAACAAAUAUAUGCUGCCUCUCAACUCGCGAUUGUACUUGUGCAAAGGUUUCCAGCGGCGAUGCUAGGCCCGGAAACCAACUCACUCUGGUCCGCUGUGCAUUAUUGUCUGUCGUAUCCACACGCAUGGGUAAAAUUGUCUGCAGCACGACUCGCUAGCAUGUACUUUGCGGAUUUUGCUCGAAACAAUGUGGAAACAGAACUCGCUAUUCCGUUGAAAGGCUCAGGUAGUUUGAAGCUUAAGACUGAUGACAUUUUGGACCUUACUAGACGCUCAGCUCAUAUGCUCAAGACUCCAGGCCUGACAAGUACCUUGGCGGACGAAAUUGUCAAAAACCUUGUAUUCCUGGGCCGGGUAGCCGCAGCAAAUAAUCUCAAGUGGCGCUUUGCUCAAACUGUUGAGUCCGAGGAUGAAGCUGAUGAUGUAGCUGACGAGAUUCCGGAACAGAAGACUGCGCUUUAUUAUUUAUUUGGGCGCCUGUCGUUUAUCCUCCGCCGAGAGACAUCACCUCCACGUGCGCCAGCUCUUAUUCCAAAAACCUCCUCACUUGCAAUACUAGUUCACCUUGUGUCCAAGGUUGAAGCUACACAUCUUCUGCCAGCUUUACAGACAAUCCUUCUUCCACUGCAUAAUCUCACAGAUACGUCUAUUCCGGCGCCAUACUCCACAGAUGAAUUAUUCAAGACCGAUUACGACACCUUGAAGAACAAUGCCGAAGAAUUGCUGGAAACACUUAAGAGGAAGGUUGGAACGAAAGAAUUUACUGAGGCUAUGUUGAAGGUCAGGCAGGGUGUGAGAGAGAGGAGGGAUGCGAGACGCGGAAAGAGGAGGAGAGAUGCUGUUGCUGAACCAGCUCGCUUCGGGGAGCAUAAAAGGAAAAAGACUGAGAGGAAGAAGGAGAGGCGGAAGGAAAGAGGUGCUGAGCAUGCGGCUAGGAGAAACGAGAACUGA